AUGAAUACUUUUAAAUGCGGGAAAACGCAAAUUUAUAACAUAAUUAAAAACAAUAUUAAAAUUAGAGAAGAAUGGUUAAAAGGAAAUGGGAAAAGCAAACGAAGUUUAAAGAAGACUGUUAAUGAUGAAAUUAACAAAGCAGUUUGGAAUUGGUUUGUUAAAGCUAGAUCUAAGAACAUUCCAAUUAGUGGUCCAAUGCUUCAGGAAAAAUCCAAGAACAUCGCGAUUAAAUUGGGGAACACCGAUUUUAAAGGUUCCAACGGUUGGUUGGAAUGUUUUAGAAAAAGACAUAAUAUUUUAUGGAAUCAAGUAUGUGGAGAACCUAAUGAUGUCAAUGUUGACGAAGUAAAUGAAUGGAAAUCAAAAAUAGGCUUAUUUUUUCGUGCUAUUCCUUCAAAAACAUUGAAAUUAAAAGGGGAACAAUGUAAAGGUGGUAAACUUUCAAAAGAAAGAAUAACAUUUCUUCUUUGUGGAAACAUGGCCGGUGAAAUGGAAAAACCAUUAGUAAUAGGAAAAGCAGAAAAGCCUCGAUGUUUCAAAAAUAUUGAUGUAGAAAAAUUGCCAGCUGGGUUUUAUGAAAAUGAAAUAGACGAUAAGCAAGACGAUAAUGAAGAAUAUGAAGACGUACAGCGGUUAUGUACUUUUAUGGGUAUUUCACAUAGCGUUUAUGAUUUUAUAAAUUUAGACAAUAAUGUAUACACGGAUAAUGACGACAUAAAUGUUUUAAUUGACGAUCAAUCAAUAAAUCAAUCGGAUUUUGAAAAUGAAGAUAACGAAAGAAGCAAUGAAAAAAAUGAUGAAGAAAACCAAUUGAAAACAUACAAGGAAGCACUUAUUUACAUCAAGAGUUUGGAACAAUUUUCAAUAAAUAAAUGUGAUAGUGAGUUAUUGGAAACGAUAUCGUGGGCAAAAAUAAAAGUUGAAAAAAGCAUUGCUACAGAAAAAACCAGACAAAAAACAUUACACGAGUUUUGGAAUUUAUAA
Molecule: messenger RNA, 984 nt
Organism: Sipha flava (yellow sugarcane aphid)
Lineage: Eukaryota; Metazoa; Arthropoda; Insecta; Hemiptera; Aphididae
Product: tigger transposable element-derived protein 6-like
Exons: 4
Coding region: 1-984 (327 amino acids)
Cellular component (GO): nucleus
Molecular function (GO): DNA binding
Source: RefSeq, a predicted model, not a curated record